CAUGUAGGUUUGUGACAAUGGGUUUCGAGAGUGACGAGCGAUACCCUUUGUAUGUCGUCGUUGGUGAAUAGACGUCAUUCGGCUACGCCUGCCACGCGGUUGCAGUUGCCUUCCAAUCUUCCUACACCCCACCUUCUCUCACACCUCACAACAACAACUAUGCUUCGCGCUUUCCGCCGCUGAGAUGGGUUGACCACGCACGACCUUGAGGCUUCGACAUUAGCCUCCUCUAUCGAACUCUCACUUCGAACGACCUCACGGCCACAAUGAAGUCCUCCGACCCCAUCCGCCCCAGCAGCCGUCGCGGCGCAUCAGGCGCAUGGAACCGCCUCAAGCCCGUCCGCGAAGACGUGCUAGAAUCCUACGGACUGCCGAGUAAAGGGGAGACACGACUGAACGAUUUCCGCACACAGGAAACCUUUCUAAACCGCAUAACCGAGCGCUAUAUGAAGCUCUGCGCGCUCAACCGCUCAGACCUCGAAUCGAUCUUCGCGGCUGUAAAUCUCAACCCUACGUCUACAAGCCUGAGCACCAAUCUCUCGAGCUUGAGUCUCUCGAAACACGCGCCCCCCAAACCCGCACCGCUGUCUGGCGCAAACUCCCCCGCGCUGCUCGCAGCCUCCAAACUGUCCGCCCAAGAACUCAGCACGGUGUUGUCUGCGCUGCGGAAACUAAGGGAAGGCGUGACGGCGAGUGGACGCGCAGAUGCAUUCGCGCACCGAGCGUACUUCUUCACUAUCCACGUCUCGAUCCUGUGUAAAGACUGGGCGUCCUACUUGCCCGCUCUACAUACCCUGCUGUACAGCUUGCACCCGCGGAACCCCCUCACGAGCAGUCAAUUGCAAGAAUACGCGGGCUACCAGAUCCUCGACCAAGCGUGCCGACAAGGAGAUCUGGCGGGGGCGAGGGAAACGAAAGUCAGGUUCGCGUAUAAGGAUAGGAGGGUAGAGGGGAUAUUGGGAGCGCUGGUGAGUGACAACUGGGUUCAGUUCUGGAGGUGCAAGAGGGGGGUCGAUGGGUAUCAGCGGGCGCUGUGUGGGUUUGCGGAGCAGGGGGUUCGGGUGAAUGCGCUGAAAGUCAUUGGGAAGAGUUAUCUGGUGUGUGAUAGGCGGUGGGUGGAGGAUGCGACGGGGAAGGGGUGGGAGGGGUUGGUUGCUGAUGGAGUGGGGUGGGAGCUGGAGGAGGGGAGGAGGGUUGUUGUCAGGAGGGUGAAGGCGAAGGGGUGA
Molecule: messenger RNA, 1226 nt
Organism: Macroventuria anomochaeta
Lineage: Eukaryota; Fungi; Ascomycota; Dothideomycetes; Pleosporales; Didymellaceae
Exons: 2
Coding region: 267-1226 (319 amino acids)
Source: RefSeq, a predicted model, not a curated record